Messenger RNA from Sapajus apella (tufted capuchin), 4575 nucleotides. It is a transcript of the gene SIDT2, whose product is annotated as SID1 transmembrane family member 2. Gene Ontology annotation, cellular component: membrane. The coding region runs from base 618 to 3191 and encodes 857 amino acids. NCBI's taxonomy places the organism in Eukaryota, Metazoa, Chordata, Mammalia, Primates, Cebidae. The transcript has 28 exons. The record is from RefSeq and is a predicted model, not a curated record.
CGGGACCUGGUCCUUUAAAUCUGUGUCAGUUUCCCCUGACGUCAGCGGGCGGGCCAGCAGCCCUGCUGUUUACCACACCGCGGCGCAGCUCACUUUUCAGUGUUCUGUGCGUCGGAGCCUGCGCGUCCGCCCGUCCUUAAAGGGCCCGCACCCCGGAAAACUCGCCGCCCCGCAAGGCGUCGGGUCGCUACCACCUCUCACGCCCCUCACCCUGCGAUUCGCUUCCCUCUGCCGCCAGCCCCAGCCGCCUGCUCUUCCUCCCUCCCCUUUCUCGGCGUCUCCCAGCUCCCGGCAACCAGCCGCCCUCGUUCUCACGGCCCUGGCCCGGAGCUCCAGGGUCUCAGGUCGUACUCUGCCCCUCGCGAGCUGGGACCCCUGCCCGGAGCCCGCAUCCCCUCCCCCCCCGGCCGCCCCCUUUCCUGCGGGGACCCUGGGAGCCUCUCCGCGGCUCUUGGGAGGGGACAUUUCCUAAUCUCAGGCCGGGGUUAAAGUUCUGGUCCUGGUGAGAUGCUGGAAGCUGCGGCCGCAGCCGCAACCCGUCCCGGAGGUGUCCUGUCGCCUGUCGCCACCGCCGCCGCCGCCACCGCUGCCACUGCCACUGCCGUCCUGCUGGGGCCAUGUUCGCUCUGGGCUUGCCCUUCUUGGUGCUCUUGGUGGCCUCGGUCGAGAGCCAUCUGGGGGUUCUGGGGCCCAAGAACGUCUCGCAGAAAGACGCCGAGUUUGAGCGCAUCUACGUGGAUGAGGUCAACAGCGAGCUGGUCAACAUCUACACCUUCAACCAUACUGUGACCCGCAACCGGACAGAGGGCGUGCGUGUGUCCGUGAACGUCCUGAACAAGCAGAAGGGGGCGCCUUUGCUGUUUGUGGUCCGCCAGAAGGAGGCUGUGGUGUCCUUCCAGGUGCCCCUAAUCCUGCGAGGGAUGUUUCAGCGCAAGUACCUCUACCAAAAAGUGGAACGAACCCUGUGUCAGCCCCCCACCAAGAAUGAGUCUGAGAUUCAGUUCUUCUACGUGGAUGUGUCCACCCUAUCCCUGGUCAACACCACGUACCAGCUCCGGGUCAGCCGCAUGGACGAUUUUGUGCUCAGGACCGGGGAGCAGUUCAGCUUCAACACCACAGCAGCCCAGCCCCAGUACUUCAAGUAUGAGUUCCCUGAAGGUGUGGACUCAGUGAUUGUCAAGGUGACCUCCAACAAGGCCUUCCCCUGCUCGGUCAUCUCUAUCCAGGAUGUGCUGUGCCCUGUCUAUGAUCUGGACAACAACGUAGCCUUCAUCGGCAUGUACCAGACAAUGACCAAGAAGGCAGCCAUCACCGUGCAGCGCAAAGACUUCCCCAGCAACAGCUUUUAUGUGGUGGUGGUGGUGAAGACCGAAGACCAAGCCUGUGGGGGCUCCUUGCCUUUCUACCCCUUUGUGGAAGAUGAACCGGUUGAUCAAGGGCACCGCCAGAAAACCCUGUCAGUGCUUGUAUCUCAAGCAGUCACAUCUGAGGCUUACGUCAGUGGGAUGCUCUUUUGCCUGGGCAUAUUUCUCUCCUUUUACCUGCUGACCGUCCUCCUGGCCUGCUGGGAGAACUGGAGGCAGAAGAAGAAGACCCUGCUGGUGGCCAUUGACCGAGCCUGCCCAGAAAGCGCUUCUCUCCUUGGUCACCCUCGAGUCCUGGCGGAUUCUUUUCCUGGCAGCUCCCCUUAUGAGGGUUACAACUAUGGCUCCUUUGAGAGUGGUUCUGGAUCCACUGAUGGUCUCGUUGACAGCACUGGCACCGGGGACCUCUCUUAUGGUUACCAGGGGCAUGACCAGUUCAAGCGGCGCCUCCCCUCUGGCCAGAUGCGGCAGCUGUACAUUGCCAUGGGCCGCUCCUUUGAACCUGUGGGUACUCGGCCACGGGUGGACUCCAUGAGCUCUGUGGAGGAGGACGACUACGACACACUGACCGACAUCGACUCAGACAAGAACGUCAUUCGCACCAAGCAAUACCUCUAUGUGGCUGACCUGGCACGGAAGGACAAGCGUGUUCUGCGGAAAAAGUACCAGAUCUACUUCUGGAACAUCGCCACCAUUGCCGUCUUCUAUGCCCUUCCCGUGGUUCAGCUGGUGAUCACCUACCAGACGGUGGUGAAUGUUACAGGGAAUCAGGACAUCUGCUACUACAACUUCCUCUGCGCCCACCCACUGGGCAACCUCAGCGCCUUCAACAACAUCCUCAGCAACCUGGGGUACAUCCUGCUGGGGCUGCUCUUCCUGCUCAUCAUCCUGCAGCGGGAGAUCAACCACAACCGGGCCUUGCUGCGCAACGACCUCUACGCCCUGGAAUGUGGGAUCCCCAAACACUUUGGGCUGUUCUACGCCAUGGGCACAGCCCUGAUGAUGGAGGGGCUGCUCAGUGCUUGCUAUCACGUGUGCCCCAACUAUACCAAUUUCCAGUUUGACACAUCAUUCAUGUACAUGAUCGCUGGACUCUGCAUGCUGAAGCUCUACCAGAAGCGGCACCCGGACAUCAACGCCAGUGCCUACAGUGCCUACGCCUGUCUGGCCAUCGUCAUCUUCUUCUCUGUGUUGGGCGUGGUCUUUGGCAAAGGGAACACGGCGUUCUGGAUCAUAUUCUCCAUCAUCCACAUCAUUGCCACGCUGCUCCUCAGCACGCAGCUCUAUUACAUGGGCCGCUGGAAACUGGACUCGGGGAUCUUCCGUCGCAUCCUCCACGUGCUCUACACAGACUGCAUCCGGCAGUGCAGUGGGCCACUCUAUGUGGACCGCAUGGUGCUGCUGGUCAUGGGCAACGUCAUCAACUGGUCACUGGCUGCCUACGGGCUCAUCAUGCGCCCCAAUGAUUUCGCCUCGUACUUGUUGGCCAUUGGCAUCUGCAACCUGCUCCUUUACUUCGCCUUCUACAUCAUCAUGAAGCUCCGGAGCGGGGAGAGGAUCAAGCUCAUCCCUCUGCUCUGCAUUGUCUGCACCUCCGUGGUCUGGGGCUUCGCACUCUUCUUCUUCUUCCAGGGACUCAGCACCUGGCAGAAAACCCCUGCGGAGUCGAGGGAGCACAACCGGGACUGCAUCCUCCUCGACUUCUUCGACGACCACGACAUCUGGCACUUCCUCUCCUCCAUUGCCAUGUUUGGGUCCUUCCUGGUGUUGCUGACGCUGGAUGAUGACCUGGACACCGUGCGGCGGGACAAGAUCUACGUCUUCUAGCAGGAGCCGGGCCCUUCGCUUCACCUCAAGGGGCCCUGAGCUCCUGUGUGGCACAGACCGGGCACUCCAUUGUGCUGUGAGAAUGAGUCCCAGCACUGCUGCCCAGCACUGGAUGGCAGCAGGAUAGCCAGGUCUUGCCUAGGCUUGGCCUGCGACCGUCGUGGGGUUGGCAUGGAGCCUUGCAGCUGCCUUCUGCCAAGGAGGAGGCCUGCUCCCCUGGAACCUGAGACAUUGGCCAAAUUGCUGCUUUCUUCUCAGUGUUGGGGCCUUCCACGGGCCCCCGUCUUUUGGCUCUCCAUUUGUCCCUCUGCAAGAGGAAGGAUGGAAGGGACACCCCGCCCACUUCAUGCCUUGCAUUUUGCCCGUCCUGCUCCCCACAACGCUCCAGCUUGGGACCUAAGGCCCCUUUUUCCUCCCAGACUCCUGUUGCAGGGCCUGGUCUGGGCCUGAAUCUCUGUCCUGUAUCAGGGCCCCAGUUCUCUUAGGGGCUGUCCCUGGCUGCCAUCACUGCCCAUUCCUGUCAGCCAGGAUGGAUGGGGUAUGAGAUUUUGGGUGUUGGCCAGCUGGUGCCAGACUUUUGGUGCUAAGGCCUGCAAGGGGCCCGGGGCAGUGAGUACCCUCUUUUCUCUGACCUGUGCUCAGGCUGGCUCUUUCGUAAUGCGGUCGGCCCAAUUUGAGAACCGCCUUCUGAUCCAAGAGGCUGAAUUCAGAGGUCACCUCUUUGUCCCGUCAGCCCCAGACGGAUGCCAGCACCAGGGCUGGAGGGAGAAGCAACUCACCCCUUCCCUUUCUUUCCAGGCCCUUAGUCCUGCCAAGCCCCAGCUGGGGGCCUUUCAGUGCCAUUGACACUGCCCAAGAAUGUCCAGGGGCAAAGGAGGGAUGAAACAGAGUUCACCCCAUCCUGCCUCCUCCACAGCCGUGGGCGCCUCAGUGCCUACCUUAGAAAGGGGCUUCGGGAAGGGAUGUGCUGUUUUCCUCUGCGUGCCCAGUCCUAGCCUUGCUGUAGGACCCAGGGCUGACUUCUGAGUUUCUGGCCAGUCUUCAGCCAAGCUCUGUAUUAGUCAUGCACACACAUACCUAUGAAACCUUGGAGUUUACACUGAGUCGCCCCAGCUCUGGGCACCUUGGCCACCCUGGUCCUUGGAUGCCCUCUGUCCCACCUGGUCCAUUCCAGAUGCCAAGGAUGGGGGGAGCUCAGGUGGGGCCUCCGCCUUGGAGAUGGGAACAUGUUGUACUCUCCCAAACUUGUUUCUAUAGCUCUGCUCGGGCUGGGUGAGGAGGCGGGCCUGGGUCUUUUCUCAGAACUGUUUUAUGUCUCCAUGCUGUGGUUGUAUUUCUGUUUUCUAUGAAUGAGUUUGCAUUCAAUAAACAACCAUACUCAGUU